This is a messenger RNA of Rhodotorula toruloides NP11, 1029 nucleotides long. Its product is annotated as phospholipase A2. NCBI's taxonomy places the organism in Eukaryota, Fungi, Basidiomycota, Microbotryomycetes, Sporidiobolales, Sporidiobolaceae. The record is from RefSeq and is a predicted model, not a curated record. Gene Ontology annotation, molecular function: 2-oxoglutarate-dependent dioxygenase activity. Bases 1 to 1029 code for a protein of 342 amino acids. The transcript has 6 exons.
AUGAGCAUCUCUCCCAUCGAGAAAAGUCUCAGGAAGCUCGUGCGGGACUACCAGGCGCUCAAUCCUGCGUCUGUCGCCGAGCUCAGUGCCGUUCCCUCCGCGCUCGACUUCGCCCGCUUCACGUCCGCCAAUCGUCCGCUGGUCGUGCGGCGAGCCGGGCAGACGGAGCGAAUACGUGCUUUGGAGCGAUGGACGGACGACUAUCUGGUGGAGCAGCUCGCUGGACGAGCAUUGUCCAUCUCUGUCACUCCGAGGGGGAAUGCCGACGCGAUUGUCGACGACGUGUUCGUCGAGCCCGCGACCGUCGACAUGUCGCUGGGCAGUCUGUUCUCCAAGUUGAGCGAGGACAAAGAAACGCAGAUGGGCCCGGUCUAUUACCUGCAGUCGCAGAAUGGCAACCUGGCGGAGGAGUACGCAGUUUUACAGAAGGAUGUUGGGACGGACGGUCCAGCUUUCGCACGCGAAGUCUUUGGCGAUCCACCCGAAGUUGCGAACAUCUGGAUCGGCGGCAGUCGAAGCAAGACCUCGCUGCACAAAGAUCCUUACGAGAACAUCUACAUGGUCGUGCGCGGAAGCAAGACCUUCACGCUGCUCCCGCCGACCGAAGCGUACUGUCUCCACGAGCAAGUCUUCCCCCACGCAACCUACUCCUUCUCACGAGAGACAUCCUCCUUCACCCUGAACCGCACUUGUCCCUCAACCUCUCUCCCCUGGAUCCCCGUCGACCCGCUCGCGCCCGACCUUGUUCGCUUCCCUCGCUACGCCUACGCACGACCAAUGAAGGUCACUCUCCAUCCAGGGGACAUGCUCUACCUCCCUGCGCUCUGGUACCACUUCGUCGAGCAAGACGUUGGCUGGGGACCGGGCGGACAGGGAAAGGGAGUGCAGGCUGCGAUCGCGGUCAAUUGGUGGUACGAGAUGCGACAUGACGGACACUUGUGGUCGACUUGUAGCCUGAUCAGGCGGUUGGUCUUGGCGCUAGAUGGGCGGGAAGAGGAGGACUUGCUGAACAGCGACGACGAGGAAUAA